CGCCCUAUCGUGGACAUGUCUUAUUCACACCACUUUGUGGAUUUCCAAGGCUCUUCUAUCCCCAGCUCCAUGAAAAAGCUGGUUGUCACUCAGCUCAGCCCUAACUUCAAAAAGGCCGUCACCUUAAUCCCCAACGCCCCGGUACCGGUGCCUGGGGACGGAGAUCUCCUCAUCAGAAACCGAUUUGUUGGUGUCAAUGCCUCGGACAUAAACUUUUCCUCUGGUCGCUAUGACAUGUCUGUGAAGCCUCCCUUUGAUGCUGGCUUUGAAGGUAUCGGUGAAGUGGUAGCAAUGGGCCUCAGUGCCAGUAAAAAUUAUACCAUUGGCCAACCCGUGGCCUAUGUGACAAGCGGUGCCUUUUCUGAAUACAUAGUUGUUCCUGCCCAGCAUGCGAUUCCAGUGCCUUCGGUGAAACCAGAGAUUUUAACCCUACUCAUUAGUGGCACAACAGCUUACAUCAGUCUUAAAGAAAUGGGAAAGUUGUCUGAAGGAAAGAAAGUCUUGGUCACUGCGGCUGCUGGUGGAACUGGACAGUUUGCAGUGCAACUGGCAAAGAAAGCAAAAUGCUAUGUUAUUGGGACAUGCUCCUCUGAAGAAAAGGCAGGUUUCCUGAAAAGCAUUAAUUGUGAUCUUCCAAUCAACUAUAAAACUGAAAAUGUGGGCUCAGUCCUAAAGAAGAACUUUCCCGAGGGCGUAGACGUUGUGUAUGAAUCAAUCGGCGGAGAAAUGUUCGAUAUGUUGGUUAACUGUUUAGCUAUAAAUGGCCGCCUGAUAAUUAUUGGCUUUAUCUCAGGGUACCAGUCAUCCCACGGCAUUUUGCCCGUCAAAGCAAGCGCUUUACCUGCUGUAUUAUUAAGAAAAUCAGCCAGCGUUCAAGGCUUCUUUUUAAACCAUUACUUGUCUCAGUAUAAAGAUGCUUUAAUCUCUUUGUUGAAACUGUAUCAGAGUGGAGAAUUAGUUUGUGAAAUAGACAAUGGAGAGCUAACUCCAGAAGGCAGGUUCAUGGGCUUGGAGUCUGUAUUCCGUGCUGUAGAUUAUAUGUACAUGGGGAAAAACAUUGGAAAAAUUGUAGUUGAAUUACCUCACCCUGUCAACAGCAAGCUGUAAAAACAGAACAAUGAUAUAAAUCACAAGAGAAAA
Molecule: messenger RNA, 1140 nt
Organism: Spea bombifrons (plains spadefoot toad)
Lineage: Eukaryota; Metazoa; Chordata; Amphibia; Anura; Pelobatidae
Gene: PTGR3
Product: prostaglandin reductase 3
Exons: 2
Coding region: 16-1107 (363 amino acids)
Cellular component (GO): mitochondrion
Molecular function (GO): oxidoreductase activity; zinc ion binding
Source: RefSeq, a predicted model, not a curated record